GCCAUAGACUUUGCGUGUACCAUACCGGCAAUAUACACACACAGCUGCGCUGCACAGAGUCAGUCAGAGGAGUGAAAUUGCGUAGUGAGAGUCGAGGAAACAGCCCAUGAUUUACUUAGAUUUACACGAAGAUUUGACUCUGAAAUUCAGAGUUUUUACUAUUUUUAUGAUCCAAUAGGUAGAGCAACAGCAUGAAUGAAAGGCCCGAACGAGGAGAUGAAUCUGGAAGUGAAAUAUGGACUUCCUCAUCCAGUUGGGAGGCGCAGUGUCUGGAAGAAUUGGAUCGGGAAUUAGAACCAAAUUUGGAUGAACGUCUACCGCAAGAGAAACAGUUUGCAUCAGAAAAACUUUGGUAUUCCUUUCAAAACUGCGCUAGUGCUGUAACAACUUUAUAUAAAGAACGUCUUAACCAAAGCAAUAUCCAUAUACCUCUUUGGCUAGUUUUCCAAAAUGCUGCUGGAUCAGUCACACAGUUAUAUAAAGAAAGCACAGAUGCACAAAAAUGUAGUUUAGAUCUAGGUAUUAGCAUUGGGCACCAGCGCCGCACCAGAGACAUCGUGGCCUGGGUCAAAAAGCGCAGGAGACACAUACGUCGUGAGGAUCUCUUAGCAUUUCUCUGCGGUAAGGCACCGCCUGGCAGGAUCAGGCCGUCACAUGGAGUACCACGGAGUCCCUCGGAUAGAUCAUCCCCACGCACCCUCUCUCCGCCACGUGAAGCCCAGAGAACAGGGGAGCCUGUAGAUGAUCUUCAACCCUUUAGAGAUGCCCUAGCUUUGCAUGGUCUGAAUGGGGCAAUGGCCAAUAUAGGAGUUUCCCAAUCACCCUCUUCACACCACUCAUCAUCGAGGAGACGCCACGCAUCAAACCACGAUCUCUUCCCAGAGGAUCUUGUAAGCCAUCCCGACUCACGGAAACGUUCUAGCACCACCAGCGCCCCCACAGCGGAAGGAUCACCAUCGCACAAACGCUCACGUCUACUAUAAAUAAACAAAAUCCUAUACAUCGUGUGCCACUAUUGAAUAUGUAAUAUAAAGCGAAACAAAAGUGUGUGUAUUACCUUUGACAGCGUUCAUGGACUAUGACUGUUGCCUUCCUCACAUCACAGAUUUGAUAAGAUUAUGAAUAUUAGUGUGCAUACAAUUGGGCAUUUUUUGUUUUUGUUUACCAAUUAUUUAAAACCAAUGCUGCACAUGUACAUGUAUUUUAUGUGUCAGUUACAUCUUUUCUUUGUUUUUUCUUCUGUAGUUUUACAGUCUGACCUUGAUUGUACAGGAAGGGAGGGGGGGUAUUAAAAUUUUUUUACAAACAUCCGACAUAACUUUGGUGCUAAAUCACAUUUUUAAUCAUCUAAAGGCUUUGCGCGUGACUUGCUAGUGACUAUUUUUGCUACCCACAGGUCACUUGCAUUGACAGAAUCUUGCACGUAUCUCAUUGGCAGUUGCCCACAGGAGUACAUGCAAGUGUGAUUUGCCUGCUGAAAAGUUUUGAACAUGCUCAAAACUUUCAUACUGGUCAGUUGCUUUUACGUAACGAUGGGACAUGGCGUUAUAUGACCAAUAUCUGUAUAAUUGAGGUCAGGCUAUCCUUUUUCAGUAUUUUUCACCAUUUUAUCAUUAAAAAAAAGUCAUAAGGAGAAAACCACAACUUCGUAUUUUUCGUUGUUUAUUGAUUUUAAAGUAUAUUUGCUCACUGUUAACUACAAUGUAUACAUUUUAGAUAUCUAGCGUAUAAAUAUACUUUUGAUAUUUGAUUUUUUUUCAAUUGUUUUUUCAUGGAAUGUUACUUCCUUUUUUUUUCAAUAUUUUUUUUUUCUAUUUGAUACUGAUUGGGUUUUGUAUAAUGUGAAUUCUCAUGAAGCUUCACUUUGUUUUUGCUUUAUGAGUUGCACUAUGUUGAAUGUAACAAGGUAUUACCCAUUUAUAUAACGUGUAAAAUAAAAAUAUAACUUUUUUUUGCCCACUCAAGCCAAUGUGUAAAAAUUGAAAGCUUUAUAUGCCUGUCUUGUAAAUAGAUUUCCAUCAUUCUUAUAAAAAUUUUGCUCUAAAUGUGAAGUGUGAUGUUUCUUGUGAUCAAAUUUUUGACCUCGAGAGAGAAAUGGUUCUUUCCUUUCAAUAUAUCAAGUACUGCAUGUAGAAAUGCAAAUUAUAUUCGUAAGCCUAUUAAUGAUAAUUGAUAUAAAUGCAUCAUGCACACAUUUCUUGAAACCUUCAGUGAAGGCAACAAUAAAAUGAAUAUGCAUAUGAAUAUACAAUUAGCUGUAAUAAAUGACCAUGUGGUUGUUUCUCAAAAACUUAAGUCGUACUAUUAGAUUAAACAUCAAUUCUGAGAUGUUUUUGGCAUGUAACGCAUCACCUCAUUGGUCAGAUCAAUACUGACGAAGGACGUUUUCCAAUAAAUACAUGUAUGUUUCCAAUAUAGGUAGAUGCAUAUUGGAAUUUAUGCUGUUGGAUUCAAUUUGCAAUCGAGCUGCCACAGUCUAUAAGAAACACACUCAUAGUUUGAACAAAUGAUUUUGAUCACAUUUAAGCUCUUGUUACAUUGGUAUUAAAUUUAACAAACAGCUGUUACAAAUACAGACUUGGAUUUGUUGUUAUGUGGGACUCCUGUAGAAUUUUGUGCCAUUUACAAAUAUUUGUGAUUAAUCUUUGUAUCUUAGCUUUAUUUUGCAAGCUUUGUACAGUUUUGAAUAACGCCCCUCCCCAUCCCAUUAUAUAUUAUUUCCCAAAGUCAGCAUUUUUGUAAAUUUACAAAGUGAUUAUAUAUUUCAAUCUGUUUCGAGUUAUUCUUUUAGUUUGUUUUGUUUAGCCACCUGAAAGUUGUAUGGUUUGCUUUCAAAUGCUUUAUGAUUUUGAUGGUUGUUUUGCAUGUUUUGUUUUGAAUAUUUUCUUUAUGAGAUAAGUAUUAGAAAUGAUUUUCUUAAGUGCUUAUUAUUUCAUGAAUUCACUUUCCUUAGCAAUUUAUUGUAUUAGAUAAAACAAUCCUGCACAGAAUGUGAACAAAACUUAAAAUUAAGAACUGAAUAAUGUUUAAAUUUCUUGUGUUGAACAAGUUUUGAUACAGAUUGAAAUGAUUAUUAACUCUCUGUGUUUACAGUGUAAAUCAGAUUUCAAAAUUUAGUGCAUUUCAUAAUCUAGAUGUCAAUUGCUAUUCUGGUCAAAUACAUUUUGAUGAAGGAAUACAUUUCCUAAGUAAUUCUGCUUUGGUAUUAUUGAUUGGAUCACAGUAUUAAUUCAGUAAGCCUACUCUAUUGGAUAAUAUUGGGGAAAAGGUUGGCAUGACAAUUUACGACUCACACAUCAUGUCAAACUUAUGUUCACAUAUUGGUGCACUUCUGAUGACUAUGUAUGAAGACCUAAUCAUUUAAGCUUCUUCACAUGGAAUUUCUAUGUUUCACAUUCAUAGAGAUCUGUCUUGGAUAUUGGGUUCAGUUCCACUUCUGGGUAUUGGAAUGGUUUGUACCAGAGACCUUGUAGUGCAAUUGAAGCUGAACUCUUCAAUUUGUUGUAAAUUUCAUCGAUCUCCCUAUCUUUGCUGUAAAUGUAGACAAGUGCAAUUACUUAUUGCAUUUGAUUGGUCAACAGCAGAAGUUUGAAACAAAUAUGAGAAUCCCACUUUUUGUUAUUUAAAAUUUAUCCCUCUUAGCCCACACAAAUUCCCAACUAGUUUCUUAUUUGAUAAAAUAAACAUCUGAAAGUUAUAUACUGUAUGCUUGUGAGCCUCAUAAUCUAACAUUGCAAAUAUUAAGUGUUAGAAUAUGCUGAAUGUAUAUUUUAAGCAAUUUUAUGAGAUGAAUAUAACUGCAGCCAAAGGCAUUAAAAUGAGAUAUUCUUUACCUCUGAUUAUAACAGAUGAGAAUACAUAGCCAAAUGUGGCAGUGUUUAGUCUAUUAAAAUAAGCAGGGAAUAUUAUGUGUGUAUCUAUGUAUAUAAUUAGAUAGGUAAACAGUAGUUAGUUCAGUACUGUGAUAUAUAUGUAAAGUUCACACUGUAAACAUGUUCAAUGGUAGCAAAAGCGACCAAUAUAGUGCAGAAUAUAUUUCUACUUGAUAAUUUCAGGUAGUUGUGCAUAUCUGGGGUAUGUAAGCCAGUGGGUUUGUACCGGGCAAUGUGUCGUGAAGUUGAAAUGAAAAGAUAUAUUAUAAAGGGUAUGUGACAAUAUUCGAUUUGAGAUGGACACUGAAAUAUUAUCAGUUUUUUUUAUUUGUUUGGUUUUUAGUUUUUUUUUGGUGAUUUAAAUUUAGGGAAAUAUGUUUUGAUGUAAAAUUGUGGAGCUAUCCCAUUGGGACAAUGUGACUGCAUGUUGUGGUUUGACCCUAAACUUUGAUGUAGAAUCUUAAAAUCAUCAAAAAUUGCAUCUACACACAUACUGCCCCCUAAUUUACUGUAUCAUUCAAUAAUAAUAAUAAUAAUUGGAAUUAAAUAAUCACUAGAAUUCCUGAUGUUCUUGUAAAUGAUUGGCAAAUUGGUGAAAACUCAAAAAUUACUGUUACCACAAGCAAAUUGUGAGUCACAAUGUCUAACUUAUAAAGGUGUUCUCUCUCAAUUUAGAUGAAAAAAUCAAAUGUUUUAGUUCAAUUGGGCUGUUCCUUGAAAACAAAAGUCCAUAUAUGUGUUUAUUGUAGAGUUAAUCUUUCUGGAGUAAAAUUUACAUGACAAGAGGUAAUCUGUAGUUAUGGAUUUGAGACCGUCCUCGGCCAUGUCUUGCUGACCUAGGCCUUGGUCUCAGUCCGAGUCACAUAACAAAAUCUAUUAGAGAACCUUUGCUCUAUUGUGGCUUAGAUGAUCCUGGCUUUGACUCCAUCCCUGGUAAUGUUAACAUGCCUUCUUGUUUGUUCAUUUGUCUCUUAAUUUGAGAUGUCCUUACUCAUAACUAUUGUGGAUUCAACUUCAAUAAGCAAGGUUGUUGAAGUUUGAACCCAACUAGAAAUUUGGAAAAAUAAUAUGAAUACCAAGAAAUUAUCAGCCAUUUUGCAAAUUGCAUUAUUUUUCUGAGAAAUGUAAUGAGACGAGACAACAAGUUAUUUUAUAGGGAAAGUCCACCCUAAAAUUGGUUUCAACGUAAGCAGAAAAGUUCAAACCAUUACAGAGUUUAAAAUUUUGUGAAGUGUUCAAUUUGUGGUGUCAUUACGAGCAAGCUUCCAUGUAUGUCAUGUAAUAUAGGUUCCAUGAUACUAUUCUUUUUUUCUCAUAAUAUAUGACUUUACAUGUGGAGUCAAUAUAUGACCCUUCAUGCAUCUACAUGUAGGUAGGGAAAAAAAGGGUCAUCAUGAACCAUUUAAUACAUAGCAAUUAACAUACAUACACUGUGAAUUUUAUGAUGUGCAUGUAUACAGAGCUGCUCGCUUGUGACAUCACAAAUUUGAUAUUUUUAAGUUCUGUUAUUCUUUGAUAUAUUUUCAUAAAACCUUUCUCAUUCUUGUCUUAUGCCAUCAACAGCACUUUGUAUCCUCUGGAAAAAAAAAUGCUAUAUAAAUCCAAUUAUUAUUAUUCUGUCAUUCUUCUACUGUUAUUUGGUCCAACUUGAUAUGAGGGUGAACUUUCCCUUUAAGUGAAAGUGUGUAUCGUAAUCUUUUUAAGAUAAGCCAUUAUUUGCUCCUCAGUGUAGCAUCGUGUGGUUAAAACAAAUCUAUAAUCUGCAGCAAAUGUUAUAUGUACCGGUUAUAUGCAGUGAGUCUUAAAAUGUACUCGCUAAAAAAUUAAAUAACACUGAUAUUGGAAAAAUUGGAAAAUCCUUGUGUUUCGCACUUUGUUACACUGCUGUUGCUGUUGUAUGUUUCAUUGUUUGUUUUCCAUAUACUUAUUUAUUAAACCUAAAGUUUUGGAAAAAAAUCUAAGUGGGGAGUCAAUAGACAAAUGAUAAUACAGAUGCCAACUGCUCCUAUAUUGAAGUAUUUUAUAUUUGUUCUUCUUACAUAAACACUGCAGGGUCCAUGGAAAGUACCCCUGUCCCCAUUGGCAUUAUUCAUAUGUCUCUUGAAGAAAAGUUGAAAAAAAAAAAAUUUUCAACCAAAACCAGUCAUUUUCAUCCCUCCACAUACUUUAAUUCAUUCUAAAGGCUGGCUUCCCUGAAAGAUAGUUACAUGUAGUUGAUACAUAGAGUGUAAAAAAGGAGGAGAUUGGAUAGGAUAAAGGAGAGUGUACUGCAGUGCGUAUCAAUAAAAAAUUUACACUCUGAAAAAGUCCUGGGAAUUUUUGUAAAGCUCACAGAAAUAGGUUUGUGCAGAAAUGCUCAUUUUCAUGCUGUGUCAAGGGGGAAAAAGGCAAAAACUGACCGUGCGGUACAGUACUCGUGCAUUUCUUAUGCAUUUUUAGCCACUUGAAAUAAAACAAUUACUUCUAAACAUUUUAUAGCAACUUUGCCGCCCAAAUAAACAUUUUAACCCUAGUUAAGCACUUCCUUUACCUUUUUUGUGCCAACUGGAUUUAAUGACAUACCAAUGUAAACAAAAAUUUUAUUUCAGACAUCUCCAGCAUUUUAUCACAAGUUUUUAUCAUUAACAGUGGGUUUACAUUUCAGUUAAUACUUGUUACUCCACUCUUUUCCCAAGCUUGACAAUGAUUAACAGACGGAAAAUCUAGCCCAAGCCAUUUCAUUUCAAUCACAGCUCCUUGUAAAGCAAAUAUCAUGAUGGCCUGUGUUUGGAGGGGGGUGCAAUGGCAGGCUAUGAAGUAUUAUGGGCAAGAAAACAAGGUAUCUUCAAAUCAAUCUUCCUAGCUAAAAUCGCUGUUCAUCAUGAUUCAUGUCUGCUUUUAUUCAUAUAACUCCUUCCAAUUUCUACAAAAAUCAUUUUUCACGAACUUUUCAAAAGUGGUGCUCACUCAAGCAGAAAGAAUUUUCGACAGUUAUCUCAUCAAUUGCUUUAAGAGAUCUGUAACAAUGUUUGAAUGUGGAAAAAGCUUCAGAAUAUUACAAUAUUGCAAAUUUUACAGGAUUAUUUUUAACUGUAAUUUUUUUUGAUAGGAUAUGUAUAAAGAUAAAGUGAUGACAAAGAGAUAAGGAAAGGAUAUUGUAGAGUAAAUCUGUUACCCAUAUUCUGAAGUCUAGGUUAAUUUGGGCCAUGAUCUAAUUCUGUGCUGACAUUAUCAGAAGCUGAAAAUGUAUGUUUCUAAUCUUUAACUUGUUCUUUCAUGUUCUAAUAGUGAAGAAAAAUACUUUAAAAAUUAUUAUUCCCAGGCAGUUAUUAAUGAAUGUGAGCUCACAAAUUGAACUGCUUCUGUCAAGUUUUCAUCAUCAUUGGCUAUCCAUAGUUAAAUUAAGAUUAUAUUCAGAAUAUGGGCCUGAGAGAAUUGGAAAAUUAACAAGUCAAUAGAAUUAAUUUUCUACAAGGAAAUGAGGUCGGAGAAAAAUAUCUUGCAAUUAUGUGAAUUUCAGUACUUUAUUUUCAACACACUUCUGCCUAUUCAUUAUAGAGAUAGACAUAGUAGAAAAUAUAUAACUACAAAUCAUUUACAAGACCAUAUAAAAUAAUAGAUUUACAGAGAAAUAUAAAGCCAAUAUUACAAAUAUACAUGUAGUACUAUUUAGCUGAAUAGAUUAAAAAUAAUAUGUUAGUGUCUCAAAGCCAUGAAAUUUAAGAAAUGCUCAAAGAGAAUAAUAUACUACAAUUUUUCAUUUCAUAAACCCUUUAUAUGAAGUACAGAAACAAUGAAUCACAAACAUUUGUAUUUU
Molecule: messenger RNA, 7668 nt
Organism: Lytechinus variegatus (green sea urchin)
Lineage: Eukaryota; Metazoa; Echinodermata; Echinoidea; Temnopleuroida; Toxopneustidae
Product: UPF0472 protein C16orf72 homolog
Exons: 4
Coding region: 192-983 (263 amino acids)
Source: RefSeq, a predicted model, not a curated record